AUGGAUUUACUUGUUGCUGUGAAGAUCCUCAACAAUUCAAAUGAAAAGGGGGAAGAUUUUAUAAAUGAAGUGGGAACAAUGGGUCGAGUUCACCAUAUAAAUAUGGUUCGUAUGGUUGGCUUCUGUGCUGAUGGAUAUAUUCAAGCUCUUGUUUACGAGUUCUUACCAAAUGGUUCAUUGAAGAAUUUCUUAUCAUCAGCUGAUGAUAGGAGCUCUUUCCUUGGUUGGGAUAAGUUGCAAGAAAUUUCUUUAGGUAUAGCCAAAGGAAUUGAAUAUCUUCACCAAGGUUGUGACCAACGAAUCCUCCAUUUUGAUAUCAAACCCCACAAUAUUUUGUUGGACCAGAAUUUUACACCAAAAGUCUCUGAUUUUGGUCUAGUAAAGCUAUGCUCUAAGGAUCAAAGUGCAAUAUCCAUGACUACAGCUAGGGGGACUAUUGGUUACAUAGCGCCCGAAGUGUUCUCUAGGAACUUUAGUCAUGUCUCUUAUAAGUCAGAUGUCUAUAGUUUUGGAACUUUGUUGCCUGAAAUGGUUGGAGGGAGGAAAAAUUUUGAAAUCAUGGAGGACUCCACAAGACAAGUCUACUUUCCAAAAUGGAUCUAUAAUCUUUUAGAACAAGGGAAUGACCUACGGAUUCAUAUUGAGGAUGAAGGAGAUGCUAAGUUUGCUAGAAAACUUGCAAUUGUGGGUCUUUGGUGCAUGCAAUGGCACCCAAUAGAUCGUCCUUCGAUGAAAGUUGUAGUUCAAAUGUUGGAAAGAGAAGGUGACAAUCUAACCAUGCCUCCCAAUCCCUUUUCAUCCACUUCGAAUUGA
Messenger RNA from Rosa chinensis, 813 nucleotides. Its product is annotated as rust resistance kinase Lr10. Gene Ontology annotation, molecular function: protein kinase activity; ATP binding. The record is from RefSeq and is a predicted model, not a curated record. The transcript has a single exon. The coding region runs from base 1 to 813 and encodes 270 amino acids. Gene Ontology annotation, biological process: protein phosphorylation. Lineage: Eukaryota; Viridiplantae; Streptophyta; Magnoliopsida; Rosales; Rosaceae.